Molecule: messenger RNA, 3139 nt
Organism: Sipha flava (yellow sugarcane aphid)
Lineage: Eukaryota; Metazoa; Arthropoda; Insecta; Hemiptera; Aphididae
Exons: 6
Coding region: 397-2931 (844 amino acids)
Biological process (GO): SMAD protein signal transduction; BMP signaling pathway
Cellular component (GO): extracellular region
Molecular function (GO): cytokine activity; growth factor activity
Source: RefSeq, a predicted model, not a curated record
GUUAAGUACUAAUGAGUUGUUGCACAGCCGGUGCAGAUCACGGACGACGAGCGUUAUUGUAUUACCGGCGCUCGGGGCGGACAGCAAAACGUUUCGGAAAACAGAAUUCGGACGGUGCGCAACGUAACGCGUGAAUAUAGCACUGCCUCGAAUGCGCUAGUGAUAAUCGGCCGGUGUGAUUGUGUCCCGCGCCGCCGACGGCCAAUAAUAACAAUAACAACAACAAUACACACCAUAACAGGUACAUUUUACAUUGUAAUACGGACGUAAAUCGACAAUACACUGAUUGAUACUGGAUACUCCUUCGUACGGAACAAUUCGCGCGUCCACACAAAGAGUUCGUCCGCGUUUCAUGACUGUUUUUCUCGACGGACACGCGAAAGGAAAAAAGAAAUUAUGUACAAACGAAAUUGUUUUGUGACGCUGACCGCGAUGUACGUCGCGUCGAUGAUGGUCACCGCUGAGUCGCCGACUGGUGUGUACGUAGAUACUGGCAUCCAGACUGUUAAGCAAGAUAUAAUGUCUAUCGAAGAACGGAACGAAGUCGAACAGGAAAUAUUGACCAUGUUUGGUGUGCCUAAAAAACCGAGGAAGGCUCCGAAGAAUUUAAAUGGUUCAGCUCCUCAGUUUUUGUUUGAUGUCUAUAAAUCUCUACAGGAAGGGUCACGCGACAGGAAAACAAGAAGUGUUUCUGAUGUUGGAUUAUAUGAUGAUCGAACUGUACAAGACAGUGAUGUUAUUGUUACGUUAUACUUAUCAAAUCAUUCUCCAAUAAGUAAUGUACGCCAUGAACAUGGAAAACGAAUUUUAUUUGAAUUAAAUGAUGUACCUUCUGAAGAAACUCAUAUGAUUACUUCAGCUGAAGUUCAUUUAUAUCAAUCUGGUAAUUCAAAUAGUAUCAAAAAGUAUUCAGUAACUUUAUAUCAAGUUUUAAUAACUGAAAGUGGGGAAAAAGAAUUAGAAUUUGUAGCUACUCAAAAUACUACAACAGAUUAUGACGGAUGGCUUCGGUUUAAUGCAACAGGUGCUCUUGUUUCAUGGAUCCAUUUUUUAUAUCCAAAUCGAGGAUUUUAUGUUUCUGUACAUUCACUUGAUAAUGAAGAUCGUGAGAUUAAACCUGAAGAAAUUGGUAUGGUAACUUGGGCUGACAAACAUCAAUUGUCUGAAGCAAAAAAACCUUUUAUGGCAGUUUAUUUGAAAUCCAGAAAUGGAGGUAAUAUAGUUGGUGGUCCUUCACUUCAGAAACACUACAGACGGAGAAGAAGAAAAACUAUUGAAAGUAGUUUCAAUUCUAAUCCUUUUCAAAACAUUGGAGAUGGAUUUCAGUCUAGGAGUUGUCAGAUACAAACAUUAUACGUGAGCUUCAGAGAUCUUGAGUGGCAGGAUUGGAUUAUAGCUCCUGAUGGCUAUGGUGCAUUUUAUUGCACUGGUGAAUGUAAUUUUCCGCUCAAUGCUCAUAUGAAUGCAACUAACCAUGCUAUUGUUCAAACUCUGGUACAUCUAAUGAGUCCAUUGCAGGUACCUAAACCAUGUUGUGCUCCAACGAAAAUGGCACAACAGGCAGUACUAUUUUUUUUAGAAGAUAACAAUGUUAUAUUAAAAAAAUAUAAAAAUAUGAUUGUGAAAAGUUGCGGAUGCCAUGACUGUUUUUCUCGACGGACACGCGAAAGGAAAAAAGAAAUUAUGUACAAACGAAAUUGUUUUGUGACGCUGACCGCGAUGUACGUCGCGUCGAUGAUGGUCACCGCUGAGUCGCCGACUGGUGUGUACGUAGAUACUGGCAUCCAGACUGUUAAGCAAGAUAUAAUGUCUAUCGAAGAACGGAACGAAGUCGAACAGGAAAUAUUGACCAUGUUUGGUGUGCCUAAAAAACCGAGGAAGGCUCCGAAGAAUUUAAAUGGUUCAGCUCCUCAGUUUUUGUUUGAUGUCUAUAAAUCUCUACAGGAAGGGUCACGCGACAGGAAAACAAGAAGUGUUUCUGAUGUUGGAUUAUAUGAUGAUCGAACUGUACAAGACAGUGAUGUUAUUGUUACGUUAUACUUAUCAAAUCAUUCUCCAAUAAGUAAUGUACGCCAUGAACAUGGAAAACGAAUUUUAUUUGAAUUAAAUGAUGUACCUUCUGAAGAAACUCAUAUGAUUACUUCAGCUGAAGUUCAUUUAUAUCAAUCUGGUAAUUCAAAUAGUAUCAAAAAGUAUUCAGUAACUUUAUAUCAAGUUUUAAUAACUGAAAGUGGGGAAAAAGAAUUAGAAUUUGUAGCUACUCAAAAUACUACAACAGAUUAUGACGGAUGGCUUCGGUUUAAUGCAACAGGUGCUCUUGUUUCAUGGAUCCAUUUUUUAUAUCCAAAUCGAGGAUUUUAUGUUUCUGUACAUUCACUUGAUAAUGAAGAUCGUGAGAUUAAACCUGAAGAAAUUGGUAUGGUAACUUGGGCUGACAAACAUCAAUUGUCUGAAGCAAAAAAACCUUUUAUGGCAGUUUAUUUGAAAUCCAGAAAUGGAGGUAAUAUAGUUGGUGGUCCUUCACUUCAGAAACACUACAGACGGAGAAGAAGAAAAACUAUUGAAAGUAGUUUCAAUUCUAAUCCUUUUCAAAACAUUGGAGAUGGAUUUCAGUCUAGGAGUUGUCAGAUACAAACAUUAUACGUGAGCUUCAGAGAUCUUGAGUGGCAGGAUUGGAUUAUAGCUCCUGAUGGCUAUGGUGCAUUUUAUUGCACUGGUGAAUGUAAUUUUCCGCUCAAUGCUCAUAUGAAUGCAACUAACCAUGCUAUUGUUCAAACUCUGGUACAUCUAAUGAGUCCAUUGCAGGUACCUAAACCAUGUUGUGCUCCAACGAAAAUGGCACAACAGGCAGUACUAUUUUUUUUAGAAGAUAACAAUGUUAUAUUAAAAAAAUAUAAAAAUAUGAUUGUGAAAAGUUGCGGAUGCCAUUAAAUACUUUUUUCAUUAAAUAUGAGUACAACUCUAUGGCUGUUUAUUGAAAUCUGACAAAAAUAAAUAAUUAUUAACAGAUAAUUUUAUCCCUUAAUUUAAAGUUUUAUUGUUAAUUGUUGUGAUUGAACACAAUUUACUACUGUCAUUGAUUAAUUAUCAUUGAUUUUAUAUUAAUUUUUUUAGAGUUAAAAUAUCCAAUAAGCAGUAA